CCAAAAUACAGAGCUGUCCAAGUUCUGCUAACUUGUUAUUGAAUCACCAUCCACCACUCAUGUUCACCACUCUCUUAAAAUCUCCCAUUCCUUUCUCUUCUUCCUUCAACUCAACCCAAAACCCUUCCAAAACCCAGAAAGGAAAUCACUCUUUCAACAAAAAUUCCAAAUUCUCAGUCUCAAAAACCCACAGGAAUGGCCCCAUUAAGAUGCCAACACCUCCAUGGAUGAAGGGUCCUCUCCUUCUCCAACCCGAUGAAGUGUUAAAACCCACUACUAAAAGGAGCUCAAACAACAAUUCAAAGGCACCUGAAAAGGCAUUGUUUGGAAAGGAAAGCGGGGUGAGAGGGAAGAAAGUGAUGAAAAAGAUCAUCAGAGACGUGGAAAAGCUACAAGGGAAUGGAGUUUUAGACGAUAACCAGAUUGGGAAAUUUGAAGAAUUUGAGAUCGGGAAUUGGUUGGAGGAGAUUGGAAGUGAUGGGGAAGUGAAAAAAUUUGAUAGGAAAAUGCCGUGGGUGAGAGAAGAAGAGAAAGUUGUGUUUAGGAGGAUGAAAAAGGAGAAAGUUUUGACACAGGCUGAGAUUAUUCUUGAUAACGAUUUGCUUGAGAGACUGAGAAAAAAGGCUAUGAGGAUGAGGAAAUGGGUUAAGGUGAUGAAAGCUGGUGUAACUCAGGCUGUUGUUGAUGAGAUAAGGUUGGUUUGGAGGAACAAUGAGCUUGUUAUGCUUAAAUUUGGUGUUCCUUUGUGUAGAAAUAUGGAUAGAGCAAGUGAAAUUGUUGAGAUGAAGACUGGGGGCUUGGUUGUAUGGUGCAAGAAAGAUGUUCUUGUUGUUUAUAGAGGACAGAACCACUGGCUGACUUCAAAUGGUCGAAGAGUAUUCAAUAACUUGGCCUCAGACAAUAAUACUACUAUGUCUCAAGAAAAAUCUAAUGCAAGUACUUGGGGGAGAAGUUUGAAUGGAGAAGACAGAGAUGAGAAUAAUCAACCAGUAGUUGGAUCACUGUAUGAGAGGGAAACUGAUAGAUUAUUGGAUGGUUUAGGACCUCGCUUUAUUGACUGGUGGAUGCGAAAGCCAUUACCAGUUGAUGCUGACUUGCUUCCAGAAGUGGUUCCUGGCUUUAGGCCUCCAACAAGACUUUCUCCUCCUAAAACUAGACCAAAAUUGACAGAUGAGGAGUUGACAAAUUUGAGGAAGCUCGCUCAUCCUUUACCUUUUCACUUUGCUCUUGGGAGGAAUAGGAACCUUCAAGGCUUGGCUAAUGCUAUCUUGAAAUUAUGGGAAAAGAGUCUCAUAGCAAAGAUUGCUAUAAAGUGGGGGGCACAAAAUACUGACAAUGAGCAAAUGGCUAAUGAGCUCAAGGAUCUCACGGGGGGAGUUUUGUUACUAAGGAAUAAGUUCCUUAUAAUAUUCUACCGGGGGAAGGACUUCCUUCCUCAAGGUGUUGCUAAUUCUGUAAUGGAGAGAGAAAUGGCACUCAGGAGAUGCCAACUUAUUGAAGAAGAUGCUCGAGUCAAAGUAGCUGAAACCUUUCAGGUUGCUAAUGAACCUUUGGCGAAGACUAGCACUGUAGGAACUUUAGCAGAAUUUCAGGAUAUUCAGACCAAAUAUGGAGUCCUGGAAAAAGAAAAUAAUGAACUCGAAAUUCAAAUAGAAGCUCAAAAGGAAAACUUAGAGAGGGAAUUGAGAAACCAAGAACGCAAACUUGCAAUUCUCAAUGGAAAGAUAGAGAAGUCGGCUACAAAGCUAGCAAAGUUGAAUUCUUCAUGGCAAACUGCUGAGCCAGAUUUGGAUCUCGAAACCAUUACUGAAGAGGAGAGAGAAUGCUUGCGGAAGAUCGGACUGAAGCUAAGUAGUUGCUUAUUUCUUGGUAGGCGUGGGGUCUUUAAUGGCGUCAUAGAAGGAGUACAUCAACACUGGAAGCACAGAGAAGUUGUCAAGGUAAUCACAAUGCAGAGAGCGUUCCUACGAGUUAUCUAUACUGCAAAAAUGCUAGUAGCGGAGAGUGGUGGGAUUUUGGUUUCAGUGGAGAAGCUAAAAGAAGGUCAUGCCAUAAUCAUCUACCGAGGAAAAAACUAUCGACGCCCUUCGAAGCUAAUGACUGAUCAUCUCCUAACUAAGAGGGAAGCAUUACAAAGGUCUAUUGAAUUACAGAGAAUCGGAUCAUUGAAGUUUUUUGCAUAUCAGCGACGACAGGCAAUCUUAGAUUUGAAACUCAAACUGGCCAAGUUGGAGGAACAAGGAGUUGCUAGUCCACAAGGGUGAUAAGCCACUGACUUAUGUUCUAUGGAUCAUGAGAUCUUCUGGAAGUUCCCUCUUUAGUCAAUCAUCAUAUUAUAUGACUGUGGCUCAUGGUAUCUUGCAAACUGAAAAUCUUGAAAUCAUGGAACUUUCUAUUGCUAGGGUUUUGAUUCAAGUUUACCAUGUAUACCGGCAAAAAUAAGGAGUGAAUUCUAGAUGAGGCAGUUGCACGAGCCAAAAGAAUGAGCGUCCCUUUGUGCAUUGAUGUCAGAACUGUAUGGCAAGUUAUCCAAGCUUUUGACUGCGAUGUGGGGAAACUUAAAUGAGAUAGCUUAUUACUUCUGCAAGUAUGAUUCAGACAGUUUAAGCUUGGGAUGCUAGUUGCUACACAUGAAAAACUGUGCUGAAUGCCACUGUGAUGAUGACCUACAACAUUAUCCUGAAUCCAUGGCAGGAGUUCUUGAGCCCUGAAUAUCAGUCAUGUAUCCUUGAAGGUCACCCAACCAAUAGGUUUUUCUUACCGGGUUAAUGUCACCAAGUUAUCCUUUGGGGCAACUAUAACUGUUAUGGACGAGCAUGUGUAGAUUUGCAGGUUUUGAAUUGCAUAGUUUGUGUUAUAAUGCCAUGCUUGAGAGGACUGUAUUCGGCCUUUUCUGAUUUUCAGGUUCUCUAGCACAUAAGCCCCCUUGAUGGAAGCCACUAAGUCGUCAUGACGGUAUCAUUUGCAGCAAACUAUUUCAAAAGUUUUGAAACAUGUCUAAUUUGGGAUGCCUUUAGUGCAAGAGUACAACGUCAACAUUCAGUGGCAUCAAAUAGUGAGCAAGGAAAACAACAAAACACGGAGUUUAACAAACAAUUGCAGGUACAGACCUCAAACAUUUCGGCUAUGGUCCUACUAGAAAUGGGUGUAUGAAUUUCAUACGGAACCAGUUGUUGAUAUGAAGAAAAUUCCCAUAUUUAUGAUUUAUUAUUAGUCUUUGUUGCACAUUCAUGCUCUGUAUAUUUCUAACCAUAACUGGGAAUAAUACUCCAAGCCUUAGCAGUUAGUCGAAGUUUCAGUCUCUAGUUUUAGUUGGAGGCUAGAUUUGGGAAGUCUUGUAUGUAUAUUUUCACAUAUUAUAAUCAUGCUCUUAAAGUAUCCUAUCAUAUUUUAAUUAUUUUUUGAUA
Messenger RNA from Gossypium raimondii (Peruvian cotton), 3407 nucleotides. RefSeq names its product chloroplastic group IIA intron splicing facilitator CRS1, chloroplastic. Gene Ontology annotation, biological process: RNA splicing, via transesterification reactions. The record is from RefSeq and is a predicted model, not a curated record. Lineage: Eukaryota; Viridiplantae; Streptophyta; Magnoliopsida; Malvales; Malvaceae. The transcript is spliced from 8 exons. Gene Ontology annotation, molecular function: mRNA binding. The coding region runs from base 60 to 2264 and encodes 734 amino acids.